Molecule: messenger RNA, 1283 nt
Organism: Strongylocentrotus purpuratus (purple sea urchin)
Lineage: Eukaryota; Metazoa; Echinodermata; Echinoidea; Camarodonta; Strongylocentrotidae
Exons: 8
Coding region: 107-1222 (371 amino acids)
Source: RefSeq, a predicted model, not a curated record
UAUACUGAUCUCUUAACAGCUUGGUUGACUCUUUCCCAUUGUAAUUAGUGAAAUCUCUUCGGGAAUUAUCAUUUUAGCUAGCUCUAGUUUUCACGAUUGUCUAAAAAUGGAGCGGAUAGUAGCUGUUUUUGUGAUGAUUUUCGUUGGAUUGUCUGCGGCUGCUGAACCUGAUUGGUCUUGUGACUUUGCAGUGGAUGAUUGCGGAAUUGAAAUGUUGCAGGGUAUCUGGACAAGAGUUUCGUUUAAUGGAAAUGGAAUGCUCGCAGCAGACGUAUCUACAAGCGUUACCGGUGACAUGUUUGUGUUCUCAAUUCCAUACAACUUCACGUCACCACAUGGAAACGUGUCUUUUGAUUACUUUAUUGCUGGUGUUGACACGGUGUUGUUGGUCUCGGCCUGCCGAGGAGACCGCGACCCCGUGGAACAACUGCUGGUUUACCAAUCAGCUCCUCUCGAUGCUUCGACAUUGAUCCCUUAUACAUGUGCAAACAUAAUGGAUGUACAGAUAAUUUUCAACGCUACAAGGCUUGAUGUACCACCAUUAAUCAGGUUAGAUAACAUCCAGAUAUAUGAAACGCCUUACGUAGAGGUCCCAACAACACUUGGCACGAUGCCUCCUACUACAGUCGAAGUAGCGCAAACAUCAAUGUCUACAGAUGGUACAAUUACCACAAGGCCUACUAGAGACCCACCCACUCCGGCUGUAGGAGAUGUUUCAAAUGGUAAGGACAAACCAUGGCUGGUUCCUGUAAUAGCUACAAUUGCUGUCUUGUUAAUCAUCACUCUGCUUGUUGUUAUAGUGGUUUUCGCCUAUCGAAGGAGGAAACCCAACGAAACCAAGAAGCCAAAACCAGAUAUCGAAUAUUACGCGGAUUUACGAAACCACCAAGAAACCGACAAACUAGGGAACGGGGAUGAUGGGACAGUCAACGGGAAUGUGAAUGCCACCACGCCAUCUACAUCUGCUGCUGAUGCUUUCAAGGUUCAGGGCGGGAGCAACGUCAUGAGCGCCGAUCUUGUUGGGAACCCUGUCUAUGAGAGCGGGGACGCGACGCCACGAGGAGAAGAGGGUGGUGCAAGCGAGUCACUCAUAAAAAACCAACUCUACGAAGGGUCGGGCAAUGAUCAGGAGGAGAGUAACGAAGAGGAUGGGGAUGGACCAGGUGAUAUUCGCUUUCAGCAAGUCAGGGGUAAUGCAUUGUAUGCAGUUGUCAAAAACUGAGACUAGUGGCGUAGCGUAACUUCACCAUGCUCUUGGAUGGAGCACUGAAUAAUUGGGGGGG